CCAGUCCUGACAGAUUCGACAGCCAGCGACGGCGCCUCUGUACUCUCCCCUUCUUCUCCGGUGUGUCGGCGCUAGGACCCAGGGAGCGCGAUUCCCAUCUCCAGCUGCUGCAGACCCCAAACUGGAAAUAAGGCAAAAUUUGAGAGGACGAGCCAGAACCUGGCCCUGGAUCUAGACCCACAAAGUCUAAGUCUCGUUCACGGAUGAGGUCUGGUGCGGAGGCUGCAAGAGGUUCUGGGUGUGAGCAGGUUAUCGGUGUGCAGCAGCUCAGAGCUGAAGUUUAUCGCUGAGAGUGAAGUUGGAGGAGGAACCUUACCUUACCUGCAGGACUCUGCUCCUCUCUGAGGGAUGUUGUGUUAAAGAAACACCUAUGCAGGUGGAACCUACACUAAUGAACGUAGCGGAUGGAGCCACGGUGAGCAGAGAAAUCAGUGCUCAGACAAAAGCAUCCACAGGAAUGGUGGGAAAUCCCCCACAGACACUGACCCCUGAGUUCAGAGGCAAUGUUUCCCUCAGUCAGCAGAACAAGAACACUCCAACCUCAGAUUGUAAGACGCUCAGAGCCUGCCUGGACUCCGGCAGCUCGUCUCACCAGCCCAAUAAUGCAGCCAUGUCAGGAGAGAAGCGAGCAGACAAAAGACUAGAGAACUCCAAAAUCAAGGUGGAUGGUAUUUUCUCUUCGCCACCGCGGUCAGGCGGCGUGAAGGCCAGCUGCGAGGACUCGAACCCCUGCCACAGUAAUGUGAUGUCCGGCAGAAAAGCCCAGUCCCUAUCUGCUGGCUUUCAGUGCUCAGCCAUGUUCAAACCAGCUCCACCUGUUGCCUUCCUGCCUUCCCCUAACUUCUCCUCUCCGCUCUGUAAAAUCACUCUGCCACCAGCACUGGGUCAGAUCACGGCACUGAGAGAAGCCACGUCCGGUCAGUUCCACAAAAAUGUCCAGCCUCAGACCUCGGGUCUCCUGAGGUCUUAUCCGUACCAGUUCUCUGUAGGUCGGACUUCUUCUGCAGAGAGGAAAUCAGGGUCGUCCUCCUCCAAACUAAAGUCCAACCAUUCGCUGAGCAGGAACUCGAAGUCUGCGGGAGAACACAAGUCCUUAGCCUCCGUGGUGGCCCCAACGGCGAUGGCCCUGCCGUUGCAACACCCGUCCAUGAGUUCAGCGGCUCCGACCCACUACACCAUCUCUCCCACUGCUGCCAUCUGCUGCGGUUCGGCACUGGCCAGCAUCACCUCUCAGAGCAGACUGCUCAACCAUGUGGAGAAGAACAGAAACUCUCUGAAAACCUCUCUGCAGUCGGCCUCUGAGGACCGCAUCGUCUGUCCGGGAGAAUCCAGAGAUGUCCCCCUGGACCUGUCGGCGAAAUCCAAGCGUCCGAAAUGCAUCGGCGAUGCUCCGGCUUCUCCACUGGACACGCACGGCGCCGAAUCGAAUCCGAAGGAGUUCCUGAACUCGAAGAGGUCGUACAGUUCGGCGGCGCAGUUCCCCGUUUUACCGAACACCCACAGAAAUGGUUCUCACCCGAAACACACCCAUAACCACCAGACACCCGACCACAAAGCCGCCUGGGGUAAAGGGUCCUCGGAGGAUUCGAUAAAAAAUAUCCCAGGGACAUACGUAGGUGUGGCCAGUCCCAUCCUGGCAUCUACUCUGCGAGGGAAAGACGGAAAGGGAACAUUUGCAGACGAGCUGCAGAGUUUCGCCAAGCAGGAGCUCAUUUCGAUCGUUGAUCAAGGAGAACAUGUGUCGUCAGGGGGAAAAAAGUUAUCCUGCGCGAUGAAGAGCAGUCAGCAUUCUCACGGUGUCGCACACGCGAAAAACACCAGCACAGCCAUAACUAAGAAUGGCUCUUCUAAAGGAGCUCUGAAAUCUGCUCUGUCCAGCUCAAACUCCAAUUCCGCCGGGGCCUACUCCACCAGCGUCAGUCCAACGUGGCUGAAGGCAUCUCACCUGCCUCACCCGGGUCAGAAGAAAGGAAUCCACGCAUCUCCGAAAACCAAAGGAACCGCGGGGUUCCCUGGUCAUCACCGCAGUCAGUCCUGUCCUGACGAAGAUCAGUGGGAGGCGCUCAAGUCUCCACUGCCCAGCCUCACCUCCGUCAUCAAACAGCAACCCGUGGAAACCUCUGAGGCUCAACCUCAGCCGUCACCCGUCGCAGCAGCGAAAACGGACCUUCCGAAGCCCGGGAGCCACGAACCUCCUCCGAAACGUUCCGCUUUUCCAUCCUACUGGUCUGUGGAGAAGUGGCACGGAGCGGCGUCCCCGGAACCUCUGGAGAACCAUCAAGAUGAGAGCGGCAGCGAGAGAAUCAAAAAGAGCUCCUCAAAACCCGGACAGCCGCAUCCUUUCAGUGGCUGCACAUCUGCCAAGGAGAAGAAAACGGAGAGCAAACUCGCCCAGGUGUUAGAAGGGGACAUGCUGAGGACAGAAGGUGUGGCGUCGCUCGGUCUUGCAGGUGAACAUGUAGAGGGAAAGGCCAAAUCUGUACUGACAGGCCAGGGUGAGGAGGAGAGAGGAGGAAGGGUGCGGGAAAACCCGGAGAGGGAAACAAAUGGAACCAAAGAGGAGUCGCCAGGAAAAUCGAACCCAGCUGCUGCAGUCAAACAGAAGAAAGGCAAUCCUAAAAAAGUGACCAGGGAGAAGACGGCGGAGACGAUAAAGAAAGCUGCAGAGAAGAAACAAAACGAGGAGGAAAACACUCCAAAUAAAAUAUUCUCCAAUAAAAAGCAGAAAAAACAACCUUCACCGAUUCUGGAGCAAAGUCUGCCUGCGACAAAACACUGUUCUCCGGGUAAAGAGACGACGAAGAAAAACAAGAUCACUACCGCAAAUGUGGAACUUUCAGUCCAGAGAACCCAGAAGAAACCAGUCAGUUCCAGUCCUGGGAGGACAGAGACUCUAGUGUCGCCUGAAAGUCUGGACUCUUCUGUUCAGGACGCAGACAAAGACACAGAUACGACCUUCCCCAGACUGAGGAGAGGACGGCGGAGACUGGACGAGUCUCGGCUCGACCUGUGGGGCUUCGCGACACCUUCACCCCCUCCUCCACCUCCACCGCCACCUCCUCCUCCUCCUCCUCCGCCACCUUCUUCGGCUUCUCCUCCAGCUUCGCCCUCGUCUCCUGCAACCCCCACUCCAGUCCCCCGGCGUCCCAGAGGGAGACCGCGUUUAAAACCAGAUUGUGGAAAUCCGGGUAAGAACCGGGUGAGCAGCACCGAGGGUGACACGCCUACUCAGAAGAAACGCCAGAGAUAUUGCGGCAAAAAGUACCAAAGGGAGGACGUCAUCGCUAAGAAGGACAAGCCGGAGGAUGGAGGAGGACAAGCUGAAGAAUCACGCCGUCUCAGACGCGAAUCUGAAGGUCCAGCAGAUCCACAGACCGAUCCAUAUCUCAGCCCCGCUGCCUCCAGCCCAGAAACUCCUCCCUUCAGAAGCCUCAUGACCAGAUCGGGAUCGGUGAGAAGAGACGAGGACAUCGAGGGUUCUGCAGAGAACAGUGACAAGCCUUCGGGGAAGAGGAAGUUCAAGAGCAAACACCUAAGUGACGGCGUGGAGCAGAAGACGAAGACCAAAUGUCUGGGUAAAAGAAAGGUCCCCACCCCUCCGGAGGAAGUCCCCGAAAUAAGGAGAAGAGACAGUCCUUCGCCCGUGUCCAGAACACUUCUAUCCUCUCCGUCCAAAAAAAGUUUGUCAGGACGUAGCAGUGGUUCAGAGUCUCCAAAGAAAAGAUCGGUCCCUCCAGAGGUUCGUCGACUCAUAGUGAAUAAAAAUGCCGGAGAAACGCUGCUGCAGCGAGCUGCUCGACUGGGUUAUCAGGAAGUGGUGGAGUACUGUCUAGAGAAGGACGUCGGGGAGGUGAAUCGACGAGAUAACGCUGGCUACACGGCUCUGCACGAGGCCUCGUCCAGGGGCUGGACACAGAUCGUCCAGAUCCUGCUAAAACACGGAGCUGAUGUCAACUGCAGCGCUCAGGACGGGACACGGCCACUUCAUGAUGCAGUAGCCAGUGACAACCUCCCCAUCGUGUGGCUGCUCCUGAACCACGGCGCUGACCCGACUCUGGCCACAUAUUCUGGACACACACCUGUCAAACUGGCUCAGAGUCACGGCAUGAAGACUUUCCUCACUGAGUAUUUCAGUGACCUUGAAGGCCGGACCGAGCAGGAUUCCAACUUCAAGUGGGAUUUUUAUAGCAGCUCGCUGUUUGAGACGGAGCAGGAACCCUGCUGGGAAGAGCAGAAUCAGACAGAGAAGAGUGAUGGGGAUUCCGACAAAGACUGUCUCCUGUUUGAGUUUUCAUCCGACCCUCUGCUGCCCUGUUACUACGUCCAGGUCUCACUGAGCCAGGGCUUCUGUAACUGGUUCCUUCUGACGGAUGUCCUGAAACGUCUGAAGAUGUCGGCGAGGAUCUUCAGGGCUCGGUACCCUCACCUGGAGGUGGUGAGUGUGUCUCGCUCCGAACUGUGGCGACAAGUGUCCAUCAGUCAGGUGAGCACCUCCUUAGCUCCGACGUCCAAAGGGAAGAAGAAGAAGAAAGGGACGAAGGAGGACUCGGAGCAGGAGGACGAGGAGAAGGACGGACUCGUGGAACUGGUCCGCUGUGUUCCAGAGGUCCAGAGACUGCUGGGAUCUUCUGUUCACGUCCUAGAAGAAGACGACGAGGAAGAGCAACAGGAGGAGGAGGAGGAGGAGGAGGAGGAGGAGAAAAAACAGACCAAGCCCAGAGGACGAUAGCAGGAGGUGAAGUUUUUCGCAAGCGACGUUCCCGUCCGCGAGUAGCAGUAGAAGCUUCGAAAGACUUGUCCAGUUUCCAGCAGUGACCUCAGAGAGGUAACGAUGACCAGGACCUUCGCAGAAGAAUGUACAGAGAAGGACAUCAGGUUCAAGUUCUUCUCCAAAGGAUUAUUUAUACAUCAUUGAGACUUUUUUUCCCCCGACGGCAAAUCAGGAGAAAGGAGCUGGUCCACCCGCAGCCAAAUCAACCAGAUUGUGUUUAGAGUGUUCUUUCUGAUUUUUGACUACGUUCCUUAAGGGGACGAGAUUUUGGACUGAGGUUCGAGAAGGUUUCUGUAGAAACCAGAAACCAAAGGCACAUAAAACAGAUCAGGUUCCUCUACUCUCUGUCUCUGUUCAUCUGAUGGAGCCUCUGAGGUUCUUCUAAGAAUCUUCUGCUAGCGUUUGUGAUGGUUCCUCUGUUCAGAUGUUUUUUGCUAAGGUCCCCUAAGGUCUCUCAAAGGGUCCGUGUGGUUCCUCUGCAGGCUUCUGCGAUGUCUCUCCCUCCUCUGGUUCUUGUGAGGUUUCUCCGAAGGUUCUCCUGAGGUCUGAGGUCCCCGGUUCCUGCUCUCCUCAAGAAACCACGACGUAGAACCAGACAUGUUCAGCAGUCACGUUUUCCUCCUCCUGAACUCUGAACUGAAUCAAAAUGAGUCCUGUGGAUCUCUCAAUCUCUCUCAGAGGACACGCCCCUGACACUGCAGUGUUGCCCCCCCCCCCCCCCCCCCCCACCCUCUCCUCAGUUCCCAGAGUGAUUUGUGUUUGACUCCCUAAGUGUUUAUUUAAGGUCUUUAUGAUUAAUAUAUUUGAGGGUUUUUGUGGGGUUGGUACUGGUUUUGAGAUGAUGAUCAGAUUAUUAAUCCCUUUAUUCUCCAUCAUCAGUGUUUCACAGCUGAAGUACAGUUUUAAUGUACUGGUGCUAAAGAUAGUAAGUUCAUAGAUAAGUUUUGUGUUGACAAUCAAUUACAUUUUGGUUUGAAGUCACAAACUAAUAAAGUUUAAGAGACUAAAGGUUUAAAGAAAAGUUUAGUUUAGUUAAAAAACCAAGAAGGAAGAGAGAGUCUGAUCUGUUAUGAGUUUCUUUUAUAAAAAAAACAAAACAAAAAAA
Molecule: messenger RNA, 5876 nt
Organism: Cynoglossus semilaevis (tongue sole)
Lineage: Eukaryota; Metazoa; Chordata; Actinopteri; Pleuronectiformes; Cynoglossidae
Gene: bcorl1
Product: BCL6 corepressor-like 1
Exons: 12
Coding region: 371-4729 (1452 amino acids)
Biological process (GO): negative regulation of transcription by RNA polymerase II
Cellular component (GO): nucleus
Molecular function (GO): protein binding; transcription corepressor activity
Source: RefSeq, a predicted model, not a curated record